UGUUUAAUUCUUUUAUUCUUCUUCUUCUUCUUCCUCUAUCUUCUCUGCCUAAUCUCUCUCUAUCCCUCUCCCCAUCUUCACCUAGAAGAAACUUUCUUUAUGCAAAAACUUUCUUGUAGGGUUUUAGGAGAUCGAGCUAUCUCUCUUUUAUAUAUAUUUUCUUGGUUCUGAAACAAAGUUUUGUUUUCUUGUUUCUUUUGGCGACUUUGGGUAUGAAAAAGAUUUGCCUUUCUGUUUUGUUUAUUGGUUCUUUUUUAACUUUCUUGGAUAUGGGUUCUUGUAGAUCUUAUUGAAAUUCCUAGUUGGUGUCCCAAAAAAGAGUUUUCUUCUUUCUUUUUUCCUCUUCUCUUGUCUUCUUUUUAGUUCUUGAGACAUGGCGAGAGAUCAGUUCUAUGGUCAUCAUCAUAACCAAGAGCAACAACAACAACAACAUCAAAUGAUUAAUCAGAUCCAAGGGUUUGAUGAGACGAACCAAAACCAAACCGAUCAUCAUCAUCAUCAUCAAUAUAACCAUCAGAUCUUUGGCUCAAACUCCAACAUGGGGAUGAUGAUAGACUUCUCCAAGCAACAACAGAUUAGGAUGACGACUAGUGGUCCGGAUCAUCAUCACCAUCAUGAUCAGACAAGUGGUGGUACUGAUCAGAAUCAGCUUCUAGAAGAUUCUUCAUCUACCAUGAGACUAUGCAAUGUUAAUAAUGAUUUCCCAAGUGAAGUAAAUGACGAGAGACCACCACAAAGACCAAGCCAAGGUCUCUCCCUUUCUCUCUCCUCUUCAAAUCCUUCCAGCAUCAGUCUCCAAUCCUUCGACCUCAGAACCCAACAAGGGUAUUCUGGUAAAUCAUCAACACACCAUCAGAACCUCCAACACAGCCAGAUGAUGAUGAUGAUGAUGAACAGUCACCACCAAAACAACAACCAUCAGCAUCAUCAUCAUCAUCAGUUUCAGAUUGGGAGUUCCAAAUAUUUGAGUCCAGCUCAAGAGCUACUAAGUGAGUUUUGCAGUCUUGGCGUAAAGGAAAGUGAUGAAGAAGUGAUGAUGAUGAAGAAUAAGAGGAAGCAAAAGGGUAAACAACAGGAAGAUUGGGACACAAGUCACAACAAUAAUGACCAACAAGACCAAUCCGCAACUACUUCUUCCAAGAAACAUGUUCCACCUCUUCACUCUCUUGAGUUCAUGGAACUUCAGAAAAGAAAAGCCAAGUUACUCUCCAUGCUCGAAGAGCUUAAAAGAAGAUAUGGACAUUACCGAGAGCAAAUGAGAGUUGCGGCUGCAUCAUUUGAAGCCGCGGUUGGUGUAGGAGCGGCCGAGGUAUACACGGCUUUAGCGUCGAGGGCAAUGUCAAGACACUUCAGGUGUUUAAAAGACGGUCUUGUAGGACAGAUUCAAGCCACGAGCCAAGCCUUGGGAGAAAGAGAAGAAGAUAGCCGUGCGGUCUCGAUAGCGGCAAGAGGCGAAACUCCACGGCUGAGGUUGCUCGACCAAGCUUUGCGGCAACAGAAAUCGUAUAGACAAAUGACUCUCGUCGACGCUCAUCCUUGGCGUCCACAACGAGGUUUGCCUGAACGAGCCGUCACAACGUUGAGAGCUUGGCUCUUUGAACACUUCCUUCACCCAUAUCCAAGCGAUGUUGAUAAGCACAUAUUGGCCCGACAAACUGGUUUAUCAAGAAGUCAGGUAUCAAAUUGGUUCAUUAAUGCAAGAGUUAGGCUAUGGAAACCAAUGAUUGAAGAAAUGUACUGUGAAGAAACAAGAGGCGAACAAGUCAUGGACAUCACUACUACUACUACAAACCCGAUGAUGAUGAUGAUGAUCGACACUAAACCGGAUCCUAACCAGAUGAUUCGUGUCGAACCGGAAUCUUUAUCUUCGAUAGUGACAAACCCUACUUCCAAAAUGACCGGUCAGACCAAGGCAACGACGACGACGUUCGGGUCAACGUUUGACUUUUCAUUGUACGGUAACAACCAGGCUGUGACAUACGCUGGUGAAGGAGGAGGGCCACGUGGUGACGUGUCGUUGACGCUCGGGUUACAGCAACGCAACGACGGUAACGGUGGAGUGAGUUUAGCGUUGUCUCCUUUGACGACGGCUCAUCAAGGCACUACUACUACUACUACUGGUCAGCUUUACUACGGUACUAGUAAUAUUAGAGACCACAUGGAACAAGAAGGACCGGUUCAUCAGUACUCAGCGUCGAUGUUAGAUGAUGAUCAAGUUCAGAAUUUGCCUUAUAGGAAUCUUAUGGGAGCUCAGUUACUUCAUGAUCUUGUCUGAAAAUUUUUAUUAAAAGAAGAUUUAUUUAGGAAACAAACAAAGUGAUCUCUAGUUGUCUUUAUGGAAACAUAUUUUUCAGAAACCGAUUCGGUUAUGUAACGGUUUAGUUAGAUAAGAAAGAAAGAAAAACCAAAUUAGAUAUUUUGAUAUAUGUUGUAUACCGUUGUCUGAUUGGAUUAUGGAUUGGGUGGACACGGAUGUAUUAAUAUAUAUGAGUUAGUUGGUUCGUCAA
Molecule: messenger RNA, 2507 nt
Organism: Capsella rubella
Lineage: Eukaryota; Viridiplantae; Streptophyta; Magnoliopsida; Brassicales; Brassicaceae
Product: homeobox protein BEL1 homolog
Exons: 4
Coding region: 374-2275 (633 amino acids)
Biological process (GO): regulation of transcription by RNA polymerase II
Molecular function (GO): RNA polymerase II cis-regulatory region sequence-specific DNA binding; DNA-binding transcription factor activity, RNA polymerase II-specific
Source: RefSeq, a predicted model, not a curated record